AUGUUUAAUAGACGAUUGAUUAAUGGAGAAAUAAUUGUUCGUUCAUGGUUAGUUUAUUCUCCAAGUUUAGGAGUAGUUUUUUGUGGGCCUUGUCGUAUAUUUCAAACAUCUUUAGAAACUCAACUUGUUACUGAAGGAUUUAAUGAUUGGAAAAAUGCUAUUAGCCGUUUCAGUUACCACGAAAAUAGUAAAGAGCACAGAGAUGCUAUUAUUAAUUUAAAACAUAGAGGUAAUGUCUUGGGGCGUAUUGAUUAUUCAUUGAUUAAACAAUUAGAUACAGAAAUCGAAUAUUGGAGAAAUGUGUUGAAGAGAGUAGUCGAAACUAUUAAAUCGUUAGCUUCUCGUGGACUCCCAUUUCGAGGACAUGAUUCGUGUUUUGGUUCUGUACACAAUGGUAAUUAUUUAAUGUCACUCGAAUUAAUCGCAAAAUUUGAUCCGUUUUUAGCCGAUCAUAUAGUUCGUUUUGGAAAUAAAGGUAGUGGCUCUACAUCGUAUUUAUCUCACGUGGUAUGUGAUGAGUUUAUUUUAUUAAUGAUGAAAAAAUUAAAACAUAAUAUUGUUAAAGAAUUAAAAAUAUCAAAAUAUUUUUCAAUAAGUAUUGAUUCGACGCCAGAUAUUUCGCACGUCGACAAAUUAUCAUUUAUGGUGAGAUAUGUCCUCGAAACAGGUCUUCCUGUAGAACGAUUCUUAUGUUUUGUUUCAAAUCCAGGACAUAAAACUUUAGAUUUGACUAAUGCCAUUACCAAUACUUUAAAAUCACACGAUAUUGACAUUUCUGACUGUCGAGGGCAAAGCUACGAUAAUGCUAGUAAUAUGUCAGGCCAAUACAGUGGAGUUCAGGCACGAAUAAAAGAAAUUAAUCCACUUGUUUAUUAUGUACCAUGUAGCGCACACUCGUUAAAUUUAGUUGGCAUAUCUUCUGCUGAAAGUUGCUCACAAGCAUCAAUGUUUUUUGGAUUUAUACAACUUCUUUUCCGCAUCAACGCAUAG
Molecule: messenger RNA, 990 nt
Organism: Macrosiphum euphorbiae (potato aphid)
Lineage: Eukaryota; Metazoa; Arthropoda; Insecta; Hemiptera; Aphididae
Source: the annotation of a GenBank genome assembly